GCGGGAGAACAUGCCUCAUAAGUUCUUUGCUUUCGUCAGUUUGUGAAACCUUCCCGGAAGGCGGUCGGGCAGUCCUGGCAUGUGAAAUCGAGAGCUGGAAAGGGAUGAACACUUCAAACGCCGAGGACACACCGCCCGGCAGGCCCCGUCCGCGACCUCGUCCGUUCUGGAUGGACACCCGUGUAUACUUUCCAAAUUACCCACCACCCCGCCUUUCUUCCCCUCACUUUCGUGCCUGCUUCUGUGCAAUGUAACUGUUUUCCCCUGCCUCUCUGCAGUCGCCUUCGUCUCAUGGGAGCGCGCGCCGCCUGCCCGAGCCACGUGGAACGCUCUUUUUCCUCUUCCGUGAAUUGCGUCCGUCAGUCCUCAGCUGUUUUUCUCGGCCCCCUCUCCAUUUUUGUCCCGUCCUCUGUGCCACCUCUCGAGAGGAUUGUCUGCCUGGGUCGUUUCUCUGGGAACUCCAGGUCUACAUACACUCGAGGGCGCCACUCUCCCGCACACCUGCGCUCACCCUUUUCGUGUGGUUUCCACUUCUGUUGGCCGUCGCCGCUUCGGGAGUGCAGCCGAUCGGAAGGUUCCGUUUUGAGUUUUCAGUUUCGCGAAAUAACGCCGGUGGUUCUCACAGGGCUGUUACCACCUCGGUCCGGCUCGUCGCUGCACCUUUUCCUGCUCUUUGUUCGUCUCCUGUUUUGCCAGUCUGCUCGUUUGCUGUGCCCUCGCGCCCACCAUGAGAGCGGAUGCCGCCGAGUUCUAUCCGGCGUCUCACCCCGGUCGCCAGUCUCCCGCCUCGGCGUCUCUGCCCGGCGCUUCUUCCUCGCAGCCAGCCGCUGCUCCGGCCUCGCAGCUGGCCGCCGCCCCGCCGCCUCCCUCUUCGUCAGCCUCUGCGUCCUCUGCCCCUCCGUGCUCGAGAUCGCGCCCAGCUCGUUCCGUGCCUUGUAAUCGUAGCAGCGAGAAAGGCUCGGAAGGCGUAAGCCGGCCCAGCCGCGGAGUGUCUGCGCAGGUUGACGGCAGGAGUCAGGCGAUUCCUGCCCACCGUUUGUUCUCGUACAAAAUGUAUCAGAAGCCCUCUGGCAACCCCUGUGCGGCUCGAGGAGGCGGAGACGCUUCCAAGGGCAACUGGAGAUCGAGCAUGGGGCUCGCCCAGCAGCAGGUCUUUGCGAAGGAACGCUUCGUUCUGGCCAACUGCCGAGUUUUCGUCUCUUCCGAAGAAGACGCGAAGGAAACCUUCUACAAUCCAGACGCCCUUGUGGACUGGAGUAGCGUGGUGCGCGUGGAAAUGUCCAGCAGCGCCGAAGACCCGAUCACGUGCCCUUUCUGCCUCGAGCAACCUGAGGCGAUGCUCGCGCCCGCCGUCACAAAGUGUGGCCACAUCUUCUGUACGCCCUGCAUUCUGCGCUACUUCGACGUCCUCUCCGAGCAGCAGGGGGGGAAACAUUCCCAGCAACCUGGAGGCCGCUACUGGCAACGCUGUCCUCUCUGCUUCGAGCCUGUCGCUCGCAAAGAUUUGCGCCCGGCCCGCGUCUACCAAGUGGUGCCUCCCCGCGUGGGCGCGCGCGCAACGUUUUGUCUUCUGUCGCGACCGUUGGGCUCGACAGUCGUCUCGCUCGCCUCACCUGUAACGCAUGCAGUGCAUGCAGUACAGCAGGGAGAUGCUUGGAUGGCUUCGCAGCUGCGCCUCACAGGCGAGAAGCAAAGGGCACCACCCCGCGGGCGGAAGGCCGCUGACAGUGCUCCGGAAGGUGGAAACGGAGAGCCUCAAGAAGGAUAUGCAGAAACCGUCGAUGUGGCAUCCAUCUCUUCUUUCUCUCCAUCUUCCUCGCCGUUUCCUUCUUCUCUCUCGGCUCGUGGUCUGGGGGCCGCGACGGCUUCCUGUGGGGAAUGUGCAGAGAUGAAGACGCCCGGAAGCGCGGCAGACGAAGGUCACUUGCAUGCAGGACGCAUCCAGAGUUUUCUUCCGCAUGAGUGUCCAGCGUGCAAAGCAGAAGAGGCCGCCCGACAGGCUUCAGCGAGAUCGCGCCAGGACUCAGGCUCUGCAGGCGCGUGCGUUCCUGCUGUCAGUAAAGACGUUGAAAGGACUGUCGCUCCUCCCUGUCUCGCCGCCUCGCGACUCUGCGUUCCUUGUCUUCUCGCAUCCGAGAGAGUUUUGACGGCAGAGAAGACACGAGGCAACAGACGCGGCAGGCUGUCGACUGCCGCGCCCCACUGUGGGGUGCAGGCGGGAACUGUCUCUCCGCCGGAGCCAGUCGGCACAUCCCCGGAGCCACUUGAGGGUCCGCCCUCUGGAGCCUCAAGGCAGUCGCAAUCUCGGGAGAGCGAGAAAACGGAAGCCGAAAAAGAGACGACGCGUCUCGAGAAGAAAACAAGGAACGGCCUCCUUCCUUGCGAAAGAACUCUCGGUGUCCAUUUUGCGCGCGUCGCGUUGACGCAUGCGCCUGCCCUGCCUUGGGACUGUCACCUCGAACAGCUCGGUGCUGCGCGACGACAGGAACUGGAGAACAACGGAGUGCCGGUGGAUGCUUCGACUCUUCGGGCACUGGAAAUGGCCGAGGACUUCACGCGGGCGAAGAAAGACGAAGCGGCGCGUGGAGCUUGUUGCUCGUGUUCUGCUCGUCUCCAGCCGCCAACCGUGAAGGAAGAGGAGCAAGAAGAAGUGACAGCUCUCCAUCUCAGGAAUCGAGAAGCGAGAGACUGGUACUCCCGUGGAAUCCUAGACUUUGAAGAGAUGAUGAACGACGUGCAGCAUUUCCUCGCCCGUGACCGUCGGCGGACGGCUAAGCAAGAGAAAGGAAAUCCGCGGAACUCCUCGCAGUCGGACUCUUCUUCGGGAGGCGUGGACGCGGGAGCUAGCGGGACGCGAGCAGCGGCAGACGGGAGACGCAGUCUCUCUCCCUCUCCCGCUCCUCUCUCCGAGUCGUCGCCGCUUCUCGACUCCAACAACGCCACACACGAAUCUGCUGCGCGUACUUCCCCACAACCUCACAGCGACCUCUUUUCCUCCUCUGCCGCUGCCUCCUGCUGCUCAGUCCAAGCGGGAGAAGGGAAGCGGACCCGAGGUGGGGAGAAGUCGAGUGGAAGCGCGCCGCUCAACUUGUCUGAGUUUUACUUCUACCAGGCCGCAGAUGGCCAGCUCUGCUUCCUCCAUCCUUUCUUCAUCAAGUGCUUGUUGUUGGAGGCGGGAGGCGACGAGAAGCGCCUGCCGCCAGUCCUGCGCGACAUGCCGGUUCAAGAGGUGCAGCCUCUCUGCGUGGACGAGCAGCUGCGGAGACGCUUCAAGUGCCUCGCCCACCUUCCUCAGAUGGCGCAGGUCUCCUUAGUCGACGUCGAUCUGCGGUCUGUACUUUCGCCCGAGACGGCGCGCGUCUUCAAGGAAGAUUUUCGUCGACGAGCAGCGAAUCGCCGCGAGCGUCUUCGGCAAGAAGAGCGCGAGGCCGCAGCCACAGCUUCUUCUGUCGCUUCACUGGCGUCCUCACUUUCCUCUGCGCUUCCACGCAUGCGCCUGUGUCCUGCCGAGCCGCAACACCCGCCGACCGACUGCAGUCCGUCGACCUUUCCGUCGCUGCCAGGGCAGGGACCUUCGGGGGCGGUCGCUGCAGACUCGAGUUCGCCGGCAGCCUCCUUCGCGGCGGUGGUGAAGAGGCAGGAGGAACAGAGACGCGCGCGUGCAAACAGAGAGCAGUUUCCUUCUCUCGCAGGCUCGCUGCCCGCCACAGAGAGCGCUUCUCCAGAGAUCUCCGUCGCGCGCGGCGUCUGGCAGAAGCCGAGCGGCGAGGGGAGGAGCUUGCAUGCAAAGGCGACUGCGUCAGGCGAGAGACGCGCCAAUAAAAAGGAAGAGGAGGUGGCGGACGCGUACGCGCCACGGCCCGGGGGCUGCAGUCUGGGGGAAAUUCUGCUCGCGCAAUCGAAAGCGAAGAAGAAAAAGGAGAAAGCGAAACCCAAGGACAAAGUCCAGGGCGGGAACAUCCCCUGAGAGCACACCUGGAAGUUCGAAAGGAAAGGAGAGUGAGGGUGGUAAGGCAAAAGAGUGAGGUUGAGGAAGAAGAGAGCGAAUUUGACGAGGAAGAAGAGAGCGAAUUUGACGAGGAAGAAAAGGGCGAAUUUGACGAGGAAGAGGAGGAGUUUUGAGGUGGAGGAAUUGGGAGCUUGAUCGAAAAGACUUCGUAAUUUUGGGGGUGGGAGGGGGGAGAGGCUUAUUGGGCGAAGCAGCAUCCCAAUACUCACUCGUGUUUGAGGUUUCUCAUGUGUCUGCUCUAUUCUCAGAGGCUGGUAGCUGUUUUUGUGUGGGUGGAUGCAUGCGACCUUCUACGCCUGAGAUGACUUUUACAAAGUCUUUCUCCCCUUCUCGUUUCACUGUGGUAGUCUCCUUCCUAAUGUCCGUCUGUACGGAAUACACACGGAUCGGAUUCUUGUUGGCCAGAACUAUUCGGUGAAGGAGAAAUGUUUGUAAAGAUACAUACUCUUUACAUCAGGACAGUCACACCUUCCGUUCAUCCUGAGUUUCUGCCCGUCCGUGUGUUUGUGUUGUCGUUUUGCUUCCUGGAUUUGUGUCCACAUUUUUCUUUUUCCUUGCUCGUUUCUCCCUCGCUUCUCUGCUACCUCCGGAGCGUCUGGUGGCCUUCCUGCGCUGGGUCGUCUCUCUGCUCUGCGCGCGCCUCUCUGUUGCACGGCCCGCUUCUCUCCCGCGCGAAACCAACCACAAGUGUCUUUUCAGAGAAUGCAAAGAAACGAAAACGUCGCUGUUUCCCCGCGUUCUCUCGGCGGCACAGAGGACGCAGAAAUGCCGCUACAGAGACCUAGGAACGACUGAGAAAGCUACAGCGAAGGAGAGAGAACGAGAGGAGACGCGGAGAAACAGAAGAGACAGAGAAAGAUGACAGAUAGAGAGAAGCGAGGAAGAAGGAGAGAGAAAGAGCGGAUGAAGGAGAGAGAAGAGAGAACCGAAAACAAUGAAGGAUUCUCAAAGAAAGUGUUUCAGUUACCGCUUUGACAAGAAAACCGACAAGUCUGAGACACAACCUGAAGAAACAGCACCUCUCACGUGAGAGACAAAGUCUCAACGAAAAACCUGUGGGGAUGCAUCACAUCCUGACCGCAACACCCGAGCG
Molecule: messenger RNA, 5102 nt
Organism: Toxoplasma gondii ME49
Lineage: Eukaryota; Apicomplexa; Conoidasida; Eucoccidiorida; Sarcocystidae
Product: zinc finger, C3HC4 type (RING finger) domain-containing protein
Exons: 11
Coding region: 728-3967 (1079 amino acids)
Biological process (GO): positive regulation of transcription by RNA polymerase II
Molecular function (GO): metal ion binding; transcription cis-regulatory region binding
Source: RefSeq, a predicted model, not a curated record